CUGAUUGUCUUGUCUUGGAGACUAUGGUAGUCUUCCAGGUGGCACUCGUCUGUACGAGGGGCUGAACAUGAAGGCUACCAGCAGUCUUAACUCUCUCAGACUCUGCAUAUUAUUGUGUUUGUUUGUGCUGCACAUGUCUACGCGCGAGGUUGGAAAAAUGGCCUCUCCGUCGAAUUUUGGCGUCACAUCAACGCAAGUACGCCGAAGUCGACACCCGAAACAGAGGAACCCGUAUUAAACACCUCUCGUAGAAAGCCAAACUGAAGACGAAGGUAUGCGACUCAUGUUGCAUUUAUAUAGGAUAGCGGCGGAUCCAGACGGAAAGCCAAAGCAACACAAGUUAUUUGGGUCCAAUACUGUAAGGUUGCUGCAAGCUUCCGCAACUGAGAAGCACUUUCUCCCAACGUCAACUGACCUUCAAUAUACCUACACUGUGAAAUAUGAACUGAAAAACCUCUCAUUGAACAAACUGGUGAAGGCGUCUUUUAUGCACCUGAGGUCUCCUGUGUCAUCCCAUCCUAUCUGUGUGGCUAGAGUGACCUCUUCACAAAAUCAUCCUGAGGGUGACAAUGUUACUAUGGGUCCUCGAAGCCUGUGGACUGAAUCUGAUGUUACAAACCACGUGUCCCAGUCGAAUGGUGACCAUGUAUUCCUCUUUGUCCAUUAUCGAUGCUCAAAAACAGACCGUGAUGCGUCUAUCGUAAGACUCGUUACGCAAAGAAAACGUUUCCCACCUCAAAACCAUCUCAGAGCUCCCGUUUUGCUACUUUUCUUGGACGAGAACAAGCAACUCAUGGAAUAUUUCAAACCCCUUUCUCGCCCUAGCACAAGAUCCCGCCGUUCCAAGGAGCCCGGCAGCAUUGUUUCUGAUAUCCCCAACUACAAGCAAGGGCCGAACAGUGUGGCCAAAAACCUGUGUAAGCUGCAUUCCUACCGUGUGGCCUUCAAAGACCUAGGAUGGGACCACUGGAUCAUUGCACCCCACAAGUACAAUCCACGUUACUGUAUGGGAGACUGCCCUCGUAUUCUCCAUUAUGGCUAUAAUUCACCCAACCAUGCGAUCAUGCAGACUUUAAUCAGCGAUCUUGGUGUUGCAGAUAUUCCGCUACCCUCCUGCGUUCCUUAUAAAUAUAAACCGAUCAGCGUGCUGAUGAUGGAGAGGAAUGGAAACAUAGUUUAUAAAGAAUAUGAGGACAUGAUUGCAGACUCCUGCACCUGCAGAUGACUUUGGGCUCGGGUCAGAAUAGGAAAAAGGUGCGAAAGGGCAAUGUGAAUAUGUACCAGCACAGUUAGAAAACUAAACUGAAUGGCAAGGUGUGCAAUGGUGUGUCUGUUUUGAUUGCCUGUUGCCUUUGCAUAACUACCACAAUUUUGAAAAUGAGGUAUCCGUAACACGCCUCAAUUGUGGAGAAUCAUUAGUUUAGUCUUAUCAUGUUCCCAGUACCUGACAUUUGGCGAUAUAGAUAUAAAUAAGUGGUCAUGAUAUCAAGUGUAAUAGGUGGAUAUUAAGGUUUUAGACCUGUUAAAAUAAUUGGCUACAAUAUUCUAUUUUGUCUUUUUUUCUUAUUUACCAUUUGUCAGUGUAUGUUUUUGGUUUCUGUGUGGUUCUGUCUACUGUUUGUUACUGUUAUAUCUGUUACUGUACAUAAUGUAUUUAUGAAAAGGGAUGAAAGUAGGAUUAUGAACAUUUUUGCACUUUAUCAAAAGACACUAGUGAAUAUAAAAAAAAACAAAAAGGAAAAAAAUAUAAAGGAGGGAGGGGAAAAUACAAUCACUCCCUGUCUGUUGACUGUUAAGUAGAUCAGGACAGAGUUUGGACUUCAGAAUGUUGCUCUACGUUUGUGGCCUCUUAUUACAUCUUGUCCAUUUUAACUGCGGGCAGGAGGUAUGAGGAGCAGUUGACAUUUUGCACUUUCUCACUGAAUACAUGCCAUACAGUAUGUUUAUGAAAUGGACACUUUCAUAGACUCAUUUUGUAGUGCGGGAAUUAAUCUAUUCACAUGAAAUACAAAGUUUUAAUGUUAUAAUGAGAGAUGAUGAA
Molecule: messenger RNA, 2041 nt
Organism: Triplophysa rosa
Lineage: Eukaryota; Metazoa; Chordata; Actinopteri; Cypriniformes; Nemacheilidae
Gene: bmp15
Product: bone morphogenetic protein 15
Exons: 2
Coding region: 275-1225 (316 amino acids)
Biological process (GO): SMAD protein signal transduction; BMP signaling pathway
Cellular component (GO): extracellular region
Molecular function (GO): cytokine activity; growth factor activity
Source: RefSeq, a predicted model, not a curated record